This is a messenger RNA of Hevea brasiliensis (rubber tree), 2274 nucleotides long. RefSeq lists its product as uncharacterized. The transcript has 16 exons. The coding region runs from base 146 to 2110 and encodes 654 amino acids. Lineage: Eukaryota; Viridiplantae; Streptophyta; Magnoliopsida; Malpighiales; Euphorbiaceae. The record is from RefSeq and is a predicted model, not a curated record.
GGUUGUACCUGGAUUAGCUGUCUAGCUCCACUCUCCAAAAGCGAUCUUCUCUGUCAGGAAACUCUUUGCUCUCUUACCUCGGCCUAAAACCAGACGACAGCGGAGGGAACAUCGAGAUCUUUGUAAUUUCAAGCACCGCCUCGAAAUGGAUAACGCUGGAGGAACUCCUCAAGAUGUUAUUGUGCCACCAGUUGAAGGUGUUGCCGGUGGAGGGACAGCAUAUGGAUGGAAUGAUGGAGGAUUACAUGGUUCAAAUCCACUCAAGGGAUCAAUUGAUCCCUCAGAGGUUCCAACUGCAGACUUGGUGCAUGUGUGGUGCAUGCCAAGCACAGCGAAUGUUGGACCACAAGAGGUGCCAAGACAUUUGGAGCCUGUAAAUCUUCUGGCAGCUAGGAAUGAGAGAGAAAGUGUUCAAAUUGCUAUUCGCCCAAAAGUUUCUUGGAGCAGUUCUGGUAAUGCAGGUAUUGUGCAGAUUCAAUGUACUGAUUUAUCCUCCCCAUCUGGUGAUCGGUUGGUUGUUGGACAAUCAAUAACGUUUCGGAAAGUGGUUUCCAUAUUGGGUGUCCCAGAUGCUCUUGUGCCUUUAGAUCAUCCAGUUUGUCAGAUAGGCCUAGUUCCUGGAGAAACAACUGCUGUUUGGGUUUCCAUAGAUGUUCCAAGUGUACAGCCACCAGGUCAAUAUGAAGGGGAGUUCAUCGUUACUGCCAUAAAAGCCGAGUCAGAAUCUCAAUCACAGUGCUUGAGCAAAGCUGAGAAGCAUCGACUAUACACAGGACUUAGGGCCUGUCUUGACACUGUGGAGCCUAUUGAAGGAAAACCAUUGGAUGAAGUGGUAGAAAGAGUGAAAUCUGCAACUACAUCUUUAAGAAAAAUUCUUCUGUCUGCAUCAUUUUCUGAAUUCUUUUCAGAUAAUGGGCCAGUUGAUAUGAUGGAUGAAGAUGCCAUUUCAAAUCUCUCAGUUCGUGUGAAGUUAAGUUUAACUGUAUGGGAUUUCAUACUUCCAGCAACUCCUUCACUUCCUGCUGUUUUUGGUAUAUCAGAUACUGUAAUUGAGGAUCGUUUUGGUGUUGAGCAUGGAAGUGAUGAAUGGUAUGAAGCGUUGGAACAGCAUUUCAAGUGGCUUCUUCAGUAUAGAAUAAGCCCAUACUUUUGCAGAUGGGGAGACAGUAUGCGUGUUUUGACUUACACCUGCCCAUGGCCAGCUGAUCACUGGAAAUCAGAUGAAUAUUUGUCUGACCCAAGAUUGGCAGCAUAUGCUGUACCAUACAAUCAAGCAGUGUCUGGUAAUGAUGCAGCGAAGGAUUACUUGCAGAAAGAAAUUGAGAUCUUGAGGACAAAGUCUCAUUGGAAGAAAGCCUAUUUUUACUUGUGGGAUGAGCCAUUGAAUUUGGAGCAAUAUGACUCAGUCCGCAACAUGGCCAGUGAGAUCCAUGCUUAUGCUCCUGAUGCCCGUGUUUUAACUACUUAUUAUUGUGGACCUAGUGAUGCACCACUUGCACCUACACCUUUUGAGGCGUUUGUAAAAGUUCCAAAGUUCCUACGCCCUCACACUCAAAUUUACUGUACAAGUGAGUGGGUGCUUGGUAAUCGGGAGGAUCUGGUCAAGGAUAUUAUCUCUGAAUUGCAGCCAGAGAACGGUGAGGAAUGGUGGACAUAUGUGUGUAUGGGCCCCUCUGAUCCUCAUCCUAAUUGGCAUCUAGGGAUGCGUGGUACUCAGCAUCGUGCUGUAAUGUGGCGUGUAUGGAAAGAAGGUGGAACUGGGUUUCUAUAUUGGGGUGCCAACUGCUACGAGAAGGCUACAGUUCCUAGUGCAGAGAUAAGAUUUAGGCGCGGUCUACCUCCUGGUGAUGGGGUUUUGUUCUAUCCUGGUGAGGUGUUUUCAUCUUCCAGUCAACCAGUUGCUUCACUUAGACUAGAGCGCAUUCUUAGUGGCUUACAGGACAUUGAAUACCUGAAGUUUUACACUUCAAGAUAUGGAAGAGAUAAAGGGCUUUCUCUAUUGGAGAAGACGGGCGUGUAUCUAGGUCCUGAACGUUACACACUUGAGCACAUGCCAAUUGAUGUGAUGAGAGGCGAGAUUUUCAACACUUGCCGACCAAUCCACGAAUAGUCGUUACGUUCCCAGCAAGUUCACUUGGUUUGUAGUCAUAUGUUUGUUUAUACAAUCUUUUUUUAUUCCCAAAAGAUGAAAUAGUUGCACACACAGUUACAAAAUUACUCUUAAUUAUGAAAUUUUGUUUUUGAAGAAAUUAUGAAAUUGUUCUUGUUAUUAAA